This is a messenger RNA of Puccinia graminis f. sp. tritici CRL 75-36-700-3, 1337 nucleotides long. RefSeq lists its product as uncharacterized. The coding region runs from base 1 to 1269 and encodes 422 amino acids. NCBI's taxonomy places the organism in Eukaryota, Fungi, Basidiomycota, Pucciniomycetes, Pucciniales, Pucciniaceae. The transcript has 9 exons. The record is from RefSeq and is a predicted model, not a curated record. Gene Ontology annotation, molecular function: protein binding.
AUGAACGACGACCCCGGACAAAUGGAAGCCACCUCAACCGAAUCUCGGCCGGGGCAUGCCGAGGACAUUCUUCAACAUCCAUCCUAUCAAAUCCAGUUCAAUCCGAACGACUCGUUGAUCAGGGAAGCAACGACCAAUACGGUCCGAUCGAGCUUGACGAAUAAUCUCUUGAGGGUUGCAAAAUGGUCUUCAGAUGGCAGUACAGUCUUGACGGAAGCAGAGGAUCGAACGGUUCGAUUGUUUAUGGGUUGCAAGCCCGAUCCUCACGUCUCCGGCGAUACGAAUAAUGAUCAACUUUCUUGGAGGUCGACGCGGAAUUUUCCCAUGGCAGAUGCUUUACUCUCGACUUGCUGGUUCCCCUAUUCAAGUUUGAACGACCCCAGUCGGUAUUGCUUUGUGGCCGCUGUCAAAGACCAUCCAAUUCACCUGCUGGAUGCGAAUGAUGGAAGGAUUCGCGCCUCCUAUCCGAUCGUGGAUCACAGAGAACGAAUGGUAGCUCCUCACUCGAUGUUGUUCUCUGAUGAUGGUACCACACUUUUCGCUGGUUACGAGUCUGCAAUUGAAAUGUUUGAUGUGUCUCGGUCGGGUGAAGCAGGCGAGAGGUAUAAGACACUUUCAUCGAGGAAAAGUAAAGAUGGUCAAAAGGGUAUUAUUUCGGCCCUGGCUUUGGAUCCCUCACAGCAAGGACUUCUGGCUGCUGGAUCGUAUUCAGGACAGAUUGCUUUGCAUGAUACGAAAUCUAGUGAGAUCGCUCCGGCCCUCGUAUUCAAUACCACGGAAACCACAGGGGUUACUCAGGUCAAAUUCCAUCCACAAAACGAUCAAGUCAUGUUCUCGGUCUCUAGGAAGAGCAAUCAGAUUCUCUGUUGGGAUCUCCGAUAUGGAGCCACAACGUUCCACAGUUUCAAUAGACCCGGAAGGACAAAUCAAAAGAUCCAAUUCGAUAUCGAUUGGGCUGGGGCUAAUUUGAUCACUGGUGGAACCGAUGGAAAAAUCCGAUUCUAUAGCCUGGUAGACGUCAAUCGUCCAGUUCAAGAGUUUCAAAUUCAUUCCGAUACCAUUGGUUCAGCCUCGUUUAACCCUACAGCUUCGACGACCAUAGUGACAUGUGCCGGGUCCAGACGUGCAUCCAACAACCUGUCACCCCCGACACCGACCACAACCUCUGAUCUUUCUUUAGUCGAUCCACUCCCUGCUAAGGACCUUUCCUCCUCAGCUCAUCAUUCCAAACUAACCGAAUUAAAGCUCUGGAAAUUCUCCUAUCUGUAAUUUGCUAUGUGUAUAUUGUGCUGCAUCAUCGAUGCGGGCCGACGUCAAAUAAGCUGAACACAUCCUGG